CGUUUUCCUUGAUUACCAAUAAUAAUAAUACAAAUGUUAAUCUUCUAAGUUUUAAUCAUAUUUUUGGAGCAAAUUAACAUUGACCGAUCCAUGGAGGAGGUGAAGAAGGACGUAUACUCGGUGUGGGCAUUACCGGAUGAGGAAUCGGAGCCGCGGUUCAGAAAGCUAAUGGAAGCUCUGAGAUCUGAAUUCACUGGCCCAAGAUUCGAUCCUCACGUCACCGUCGUCGGAGCCACUAAUCUGACGGAAGACGAAGCCAAGAAGAUGUUCAAAUCAGCUUGCGACGGUUUUAAGUCUUACAGAGCCACCGUCGAUCGCGUCUCCACCGGCACUUUCUUCUUUCAAUGCGUUUUCUUGCUUCUCCAAUCCACCCCAGAGGUAAUGAAAGCUGGUGAACACUGUAAGAACCAUUUCAAUUGUUCAACUACCACACCUUACAUGCCGCAUUUGAGCCUGCUUUACGCUGAGUUAACAGAGGAAGAGAAGAAGAAAGCGCAGGAGAAAGCUUACACGCUCGAUAGCAGCCUCGAUGGCCUGAGUUUCCGGUUAAACCGACUCGCUCUAUGCAAAACCGAUACCGAAGACAAGACUCUAGAGUCGUGGGAGACGGUGGCUGUAUGCAAUCUCAAUCCUUAAGAGAGACAACAAGUUUGGUUCUGAAUCUGUAACAAAAGAUCAUAAUGAACUUGCUUUUGAAUAAUGUAUCGUUUUCCCUAAGAUUGAAUAAUAAUGUACAAUACAACUUCGGCUCAUAUUUGUUUUCGGUUUGGUCUAAAUAUAUGUUUGCGGUUGCCUCUGGUUUUGUGAUAA
Messenger RNA from Arabidopsis lyrata subsp. lyrata, 810 nucleotides. RefSeq names its product cyclic phosphodiesterase. Gene Ontology annotation, biological process: cyclic nucleotide metabolic process. The record is from RefSeq and is a predicted model, not a curated record. Lineage: Eukaryota; Viridiplantae; Streptophyta; Magnoliopsida; Brassicales; Brassicaceae. The coding region runs from base 91 to 636 and encodes 181 amino acids. Gene Ontology annotation, molecular function: 2',3'-cyclic-nucleotide 3'-phosphodiesterase activity. The transcript has 3 exons.